This is a messenger RNA of Bubalus bubalis (water buffalo), 2716 nucleotides long. RefSeq names its product PDZ domain containing 3 (gene NHERF4). Gene Ontology annotation, cellular component: apical plasma membrane. The transcript is spliced from 11 exons. Gene Ontology annotation, molecular function: protein-membrane adaptor activity; signaling receptor binding. The record is from RefSeq and is a predicted model, not a curated record. NCBI's taxonomy places the organism in Eukaryota, Metazoa, Chordata, Mammalia, Artiodactyla, Bovidae. Gene Ontology annotation, biological process: protein localization to plasma membrane. Bases 368 to 1885 code for a protein of 505 amino acids.
GGUACCUGAACUAUUUGUUGGGGUGGGUGGGUGGCCUUGUUGAGCCAUAGGGCUUCUGUCACCCAUGCCAUACACUUAUCCCAGGCUUGGAAUUACAGUGACCAGCAAUUAUAGUGACCUUUCUCUGCGCAGAGGGGGACCUGGGACAGCAGAAGAGCCUCCUGAGAAAGUCGGGGCUCAGGAAUGGGGCGGGAAGGACAUACACACUUCCCCAGAAGACAAGACUCUCCUCCCCUUAACCAUUACCCAGCUGCUUCUAAGGCAGUGUCUUGAAGGAGGCGGGACGUGGGGGCGGGGGUAGGUGGGAGGAUCAGCUGGUUUCGAUGGACCUUGUCCUUACACUGAGCGCUGGGUCGCAGAUCCAGCCAUGGAGGCAGCUGCAGAUCUUCAGGACACAGCCUCUUUGGCCCUGAAGUUUGAGUUUAACCCAAAGCUGGGCAUUGAUAAUCCUGUCCUCUCCCUGGCUGAAGACUACGACCCUUCUGAUAUCUGGAGCCUGGAACGGCCUCGCUUCUACCUGCUGAAUAAAGAGGAGGGCAGGACUUUUGGCUUCCACCUGCAGCAGCAGCCGGGCAGGGCUGGGCAUGUGGUGUGCAGGGUGGAGCCAGGCUCUUCCGCCCAGCGCCAGGGUCUUCGAGAAGGAGACUGGAUCCUGGGGGUGAACAACCACGCUGUGGAACAUGAAGAUUAUUGGAUGGUGAUACGCCGGAUCCGGGCCAGCGGGCCUCGGGUGCUGCUGACAGUUUUGGCGCAGCAUGUGCACGAGGUGGCCCGAGCUCAGCGGGGGAACAACACCCACCUUUGUCCCCCUCUCGGCCAGGGGGUCCGGCCUCGGCUGUGCCACGUAGUGAAAGACGAGGGCGGCUUUGGCUUCAGUGUCACCCAAGGACAUCGGGGUCCUUUCUGGAUAGUGCUGAGCCCUGGAGGAGCAGCUGAGCGGGCAGGAGUGCCCCCUGGGGCCCGGCUGCUAGAAGUGAAUGGGGUCAGUGUGGAAAAGCUCACACAUAACCAACUCAACAGGAAGCUUUGGCAGAGUGGCAAGCAGGUGACCCUGCUGGUGGCAGGGCCAGAGGUGGAGGAACAGUGUCGCCAGCUGGGAAUGCCCCUGGCUGCACCUCUGGCAGAGGGCUGGGCACUGCCCACCAAGCCCCGCUGUCUGCAUCUCGAGAAAGGGCCCCAGGGCUUCGGGUUCGUGCUCCGGGAGGAGAAGGGCCUUGAUGGUCGCCUCGGUCAGUUCCUAUGGGAGGUGGACCCAGGACUGCCAGCGGAGAAGGCCGGGAUGCAGGCUGGGGACCGGCUGGUGGCUGUGGCUGGGGAGAGCGUGGAGGGGCUGGGCCACGAGGAGACAGUGUCCAAGAUCCGGGCGCAGGGCUCCCGUGUCUCCCUCAUUGUCGUCGACCCCAAGGCUGACCGCUUCUUCAGCAUGGUUCGCUUGUCUCCGCUCCUCUUCUUGGAGAGCACAGAGGCUCCUGACUCUCCCCAGGGUAGUGGCUUAGCCUCUGUGGUUGAGACCAAAAACCCACUCGUCAAAGAUGCAACAGUGGCCCCUGUCCCAUGCAACUUCCGCCAGUGCUUCCUGUACCCUGGGCCUGGCGGUGGCUAUGGCUUCCGACUCAGCUGUGUGGCCAGCAGGCCUGGUCUCUUCAUCUCUCAGGUGACCCUAGGAGGCUCUGCUGCCCAGGCAGGGCUGCAAACAGGAGACAUGAUUCUGGAGGUGAAUGGGUAUCCCAUGGGUGGAGAGAAUGACCAGGAAAGACUUCAGCAGCUGGCUGAGGCGAAGCCACCCCUAUGCCUGAAGUUGGCGGCCAGAUCUCAGCAGGGCUUGGAAGCCUGGAUUCCCCCAGGGUCCAGAGAGGAUGGGGUUCUGGCCUCAGAUCUGCUGUAGCACCCCAUGCUGGGCAAUGAUCUGCCCAAGCUUCCCUGUCUUCACCCUCCAGCCUGAGGUGGUGGGAGCUGAGAUGCUCUCUUUAAACCAGAAGCUGCAGCUUUAGGACUCCUGAUACCUCCAGUCACAGGAUUGUUCAAGGUCUCUCUCCCUUCCCAUGGCUCCACCUCCUGGAAGAGGGUGGGGCCAGAACCCUCAGGUGGGCCCAUGAAGGAGCUUCCCAUUUGAUUCCGGAGGAAGUCAUGUGGGGUCUUUGGGAGCUGUACCCCAGAGAUGAGGAUCUGCUUGAGAUGAGCAGUGUGAUUUUGUGAUUUAUAACAAGAAAUAUAUAUUAGGUCUUCCUAUCCUUUCCUGGCAGAGAGCUUCUAAAAUCCUUGGGAUUUCCUAAGUAAUAAGAGUGAUAAAGGUGUCUUCUGUUAUUCAUAAUAAGGCUCGUUCAAUUACAGCUAUCCUUGUUAACGAGGUACCUUUUGGAAAGCACCUAAGAAUGGGGCACUGGUUUCCAGGGGAACCGAUCAUGUGAUUAGCAAGCUGGAACUUUCAGUGCCCCACCCCCUCAGUCUCCUGGGAGGGGACAGGGGCUGGAGGUUGAAUUAAUCACCAGUGAUCAAUGGAUUGAUUAAUCAUGCCUACAUAAUGAAGUCUCCAUAGAAACCCAGAAGCACAGGUUCAGAGAGCUUUCUUUGUUGAUGAACACGUGGAGGUGCAGGGGGUUGGCACACCUGGAGAGGGUAUGGAGCUUCCGUGCUCAUACCCUACCCUGCGUAUCUCUUGCAUCUGGCUGUUCUUGAGUUGUGUCCUUUGUAAUAAAAUGGUGAUCUAGUAAGUAAA